AUGGCCAUGAGCUUAGUCACACCCACCUCCAAACCCUCUCCCACCGUCGACUUGCCCUAUCGUCCCUUUCCUCCCUAUGAACGUCCACCGAGACGGUUCUUUCCCCUUCUGGAAUUACCGGCCGAAACACGCCUAAACGUCUACAGACAGCUGCUCCCCGACGUGAUCGAGGUCUCCCUUUGUGAAGCGUCGGUCGCGCGCCCGAACAAAGCAUCCACAUGCAUCGGCAAAUCCGAGGCGUCCUACUACCUCUCACGCUUCUUUGCUUUGGAAUCACUCAUCCGCAACAGUGGGCUUGUCCUACUUCAAGUCUGCGCACUCGUCAAGAACGAGAUCCUCCCGCUCCUCAACCAACUGACGGUCCGGUUCCACUGCCUCAAAUGCCUGUGCGAGUUCUUCGCCAACAACUCGUACGGCCUCGGCGUGGGCAUCUCCUGGAUCAAACAUAUCGAAGUUUUGGCCGCGCACGAAAACAACAACGAGAACUUGACCGCGCUUUUCCCGGAACCCUUCCAGCUCUUCACGCCCCAUCUCAUCCGCGCCAUGGACCGCGAACGGGCCGUUUCAGUGAUGAAGCAAGCCCAGAGCCUUGUCCGGAUGUACUUCGGCUGGCCGACUCGCAGCCCCUCGGAGAAGUGGUCGCGCAAGCUGAUACCGUAUAUAACCUUCCCGGAUAACCCGGCGGAGAACGGUGAAACCUUUCCUGACGGAUGGCACAUACUUGGUCAGACGGAAGAUGGCAGCUUCAUUGUUAGGUUUGAGUAUCCCAUCCAGCUACCCCCCGUCACUAGAUAUGGAAGCAUCCCACCUGAAUGUUUGAUGUGGCCGCCGCCGAGGCCAAGAUGCGCACUUAGGGAUUUCAGAAACAAAUGGUUGAUCACUGGUCGUUUCGACUUCGAGCCAGACCAAUGA
This is a messenger RNA of Exophiala oligosperma, 912 nucleotides long. RefSeq lists its product as uncharacterized. The coding region runs from base 1 to 912 and encodes 303 amino acids. The record is from RefSeq and is a predicted model, not a curated record. The transcript has a single exon. NCBI's taxonomy places the organism in Eukaryota, Fungi, Ascomycota, Eurotiomycetes, Chaetothyriales, Herpotrichiellaceae.